Messenger RNA from Sus scrofa (pig), 6677 nucleotides. RefSeq names its product fucosyltransferase 4 (gene FUT4). The record is from RefSeq and is a predicted model, not a curated record. Gene Ontology annotation, cellular component: membrane. Gene Ontology annotation, molecular function: alpha-(1->3)-fucosyltransferase activity. Lineage: Eukaryota; Metazoa; Chordata; Mammalia; Artiodactyla; Suidae.
AAAUGCACCGUCUUUGUGGGUCGCACCGCGGGACAGGCGGGUCACGAGGUCAAGGUCAUCUGGCCCGUUUCCGCGGUCUCGCCGGCUCCCGCCCUCCGGCAGGCGUCGCUGGCCCGUAGCUGGGCCGAGAGGAAGGAAGCGGAUCUUCGGUCCUGCCCCGAGGCUCGCAUCCCCGGGCCGUCUUCCUCCCACGCCCGCCUGCUCUCUCGCCGCAGCGGCUUUCGGAGGGUCUCGCGUCCCCUGCACGUGCCCACGGCUGACCCGGGCCCUCACUUUGGAAAGCGAGGGUUCGGGCCACCGCGAUUGAGGGCCGGGACGCAGUUGGGAGGGAACUCGGGCGGGCGCGGCCCCGGGAGCCUGGCCGGGGAGGAGGUUGCGCGCAGAGAGGCCCGGGACCCCUGCGACGGGAUCUGGAGUGGCGGGGCGGGGAGCGUCCGCGGCGAGGCGGAGGAGUCCGGGAACCCUGGAGGAACCGGAGAGAGGGCGGAGGUGCCGCCGGAAACGCCCGGGGCCUGGCAGGGCAGGUCAGGCCGGGGGCGCGGUGGAGGGGAGGGACGGGCGGCGCCGGGCUGGGCCUCCGGGCCCACUCCCCUCGCCCUGGAGGUGCGCGGGGCGGGGAGUGGCGGGGAGGCAAAUGGGACCCGUGGAGCUUUAGAUCCCGGGACCGCCCUCUCCCGCUCCAGGGCCGGCGGCGAGUGGCAACGACGGCCAGAGCCGCAGCGGCAGUAUGAGAGCCGGCGCCGAGGCUCCAAGCCUGCGGACGCGCGGCGGGCGGCGGCGGCCCUUUCCGCGCUGGCCAUGGGUACGCGCUGGGGCCGACGGCGCAGCCGGCGUGGAGGCCAGGGGCUGCCUCUGGCCGCCUGGGCGCUGGCAGCCGUCGGCCUGGUGUGCACCGCCCUGACCGCCUACGUCUGCUGGAAGCAGCUGCCGCCGCUGCCCCGAGCCGCCUCUGCCCCGCCGCGGCCAGUGAGCGUGCUGCUGUGGUGGGAACCCUUCGGUGGCCGGCACAUCUCUACCAGGCCGUCCCCCGACUGCCGUCUGCGCUUCAACAUCAGCGGCUGCCGCCUGCUCACCGAUCGCGCGGCCUACGGGGAGGCCCAGGCGGUGCUUUUCCACCACCGAGACCUGGUGAAGGGACCCCCAGACUGGCCCCCGCCCUGGGGCGUCCAGGUGCGCCCAGCGGAGGAACAGCAGGUGCUCGUGUUGGACGACGAGGAAGAACCGGUGGCAGCUGCGGCCGAAGCCCUGGCCGCCCGGGGUCCCAGGCCCCCCGGCCAGCGCUGGGUGUGGAUGAACUUCGAGUCACCCUCCCACUCCCCAGGGCUGCGAAGCCUAGAGAGUAACCUCUUCAACUGGACGCUCUCCUACCGGGCCGACUCGGACAUCUUCGUGCCUUAUGGCUACCUCUACCCUAGGACCCAUCCUAGCGAGGAGCCGCCGGGCCUGGUCCCGCCGCUGGCCCGGAAACAGAGGCUGGUGGCCUGGGUGGUGAGCAACUGGGACGAGAGCCAGGCCCGGGUCCGCUACUAUCGCCAGCUGAGCCAGCACGUGCCGGUGGAUCUGUUCGGCAAGGGCGGGCCCGGGCAGCCGCUGCCCGAAGUCGGGCUCCUGCACACGGUGGCCCGCUACAAGUUCUACCUGGCCUUCGAGAACUCUCAGCACCUGGAUUAUAUCACCGAGAAGCUGUGGCGCAAUGCGUUUCUGGCUGGGGCGGUGCCGGUGGUGCUGGGCCCAGACCGGGCCAAUUAUGAGCGCUUCGUGCCCCGCCGUGCCUUCAUCCACGUGGACGACUUUCCAGAUGCCUCCUCCCUGGCCGCCCACCUCCUAUUCCUCGACCGAAACCCAGUCGUCUACCGCCGCUACUUCAGCUGGCGCCGGAGCUACGCCGUGCACGUCACCUCCUUCUGGGACGAGCCUUGGUGCCGGGCCUGCCAGGCUGUGCAGAGGGCCGGGGACCAGCCCAAGAGCGUCCCCAACCUGGCUGGCUGGUUUGAGCGGUGAAGCCAAUCUCCCUGGGUAUAACCCAGGGAGACUGAGUCGUCAGCUUUCGGGUCCUGUGCUGUGCAUCUCCUUAACUGCUGAAUCGUGGGACUAAAUUUUCUAAACAACCAUUUUUAAUCUGUUGGAACAAGUUGAUUUACCAAUGAAUAUUACUCAGCACAGACUGGGGUGGGAAGGAUCCUGGCUGCUUAUGGUUUGCGCACAACUAACAGUUGGGCUCCCUCUGUUGUCCAAGGGCAUCCGUGGUCUGGCAUGAAGACGUGGUCCUUUCUCACCUUGGAACCGGUGCAGAGGUGAAGAGGCAGAUUGACUACAAGAAACCAUUGUCACUUGCCCUGAAUUUCCUCAUCUGUCACAGGUCAUAUCUGUGGCCUGUGCUGAGUCCAGAUCUCAGGCACUGCCCCACCUCUCACAUGUCACUGGGCCAAAUGCAGCAAAUUCCUGAUUUGAUAAAGAGUUUUGUUACAGGAUAGUGAGAGGAAAGUGGGGCUUUCCCCAUGUCCCUGGAUUCCUCAGGUGCAUCUCCUAAGGUGAGGAGGUGAUCCAGGAAUCCAUGGACUUCCUUAGAAAGUAGUUUGUUCUCCUGCUUUAUGAAUGGACACAAGAUGCUGGAUGUCCUUGGAGAAGAGUUAGGAUGAAUCUUUGGUGUACCUCAUUUUGCAUAAAUGUAUUCCUGAAAAGCCGCUUUUGAAUCAAAUUCUCUGCUUUAGGAGAGCACAGUAUUUAACGGAACCCUAUGGAGAAUCCCUUUACAAUGUGAAAAAUCGUCUCCUAACUGAUUUCUUCUGUCUAUGUUUUUCGAUAACUUGGAUUUUUACAUAUUAAAAUAACAGAUGUGAAAGUAAAGCAGAAGCACCCGUCUUCCUUCUUCCCAGAAAACCAGCCUGUGUUUACAAACAGAAGAGAAGGAAGCCACAGUGGCACUUUUCACAUUAUUUAUUUUGUAUCUUUACUGGAGCUGAAAUUUACACUGGAAUGUCAUUCUCCAGGGGUGCUGGCAUUACCUGUCUGCGGAACAAUGAAGGAGGUUGUACUGCUUUGUGGAAUCCUUUUGCAGGAAAAAAGUUUCCUGGUGUCUGUUAAUGGCAGUUUUUGUUUCUGUCUGCCAGUUUGUAGUUAAAUGUUUAAUCGCUAGAGAAUAGAACCUUCUAAGUGCCUGCAGUAAAACGUUUAUCCUUUUUUUUAAAGAAAUCUGCACUUCCCCUGAGGGCCACCAGGUUCCCCUCCUGAACUGCCUAGUGGUACAGUAAGUAUAUCCUCACCUGUCUACUGCCCUUGAGACUGUGCUAUGGGACCAACUUUGAAAAUACAUGCAUUGACUUUAAGAGUUGUUGAAUGAGCUUAUUAGGUGUCACCAUGUGCCUACCCUAUCCUAAACACUGAGCUUGGGGCAUGAGGAUGUGUAAGGCGAGUUACAGCUCUUUAAGGCCCUUACCAUCUUCUACUGUCAAAAAGUAAAGAGUGAAUUUUGAUAAAUCACUUAGCAGAACUUGUUUGUUUAAAGGGAUAUUUGUUUUUUUAAAUUGAAGUAUAGGUGAUUUCCAAUGUUAGUUUCAGGUAUACAGCAAAGUAAUUGUUUAUACAUAUAUAUAUAUAAUAUAUAUAUGUAUACAUAUAUUAUUUUUCAGAUUCUUUUCCAUUAUAGGUUAUUAUAAGAUAUUGAAUAUAGUUCUCUGUGCUGUACAGUAGGUCCUUGUUGUUUAUUUUAUAUAGCAUAGUGUAUAUCUGUUAAGCACAAACUCCCUAUUUUGGGGGGAGGGAUAAAUUAGGAGCAAACUGACAUUCUUAAUAAUACCGUAAAUCAAUUAUGAGAAAGCCAGUUGAUUUAAAGUCUGAAAUAAUGGCUUUUUUUUUUCCUCCUUGGUUUAUUAUAAUAAGCAUCCUCAGUGAUUAAGCAUUGCGGGGAAGGUCCACAAUUGAUUUGUGCUGUAGACAGUAAUUGUGCAUUUGAUUAGUACAAUUAGCUGCUUCCUAAAGUAACUUUUAUCUCUAUGCAUAUAAUGCAGACUCACUAAAAUCUAGGUGCUUCACGUUUCCCCUUUUCCCUAAAAGGAGAAAUUAAAAUUCCUGGAUAAAAUUUUCUCAUUAAAAUAUUAUAGAAUAUUCCAAUAUCACAGUAGCAGCCAACCAAUAAAGAAAGAAAAGUUCUCUUCCUAAAAUAAGUAUUUAUGACCUAUUGGCCAAUGAUCUUGGUGUUACUGGGAAUUUACAUGGGACAGUGGGGGAUAAUUUGGAUUUUGGAAGUAAUCUGGUUUAGAUUUGAAUUCCAGCCAUGUGACCUUGGGCAAAUUAGUAAUAACCCUGAGCCUUAGCUUUCUUAUCUGUAAAAUGGAGUGAGAAACUACUUCAUAGCUCCUAUGAACUGUUCAAGAAAUAAAGUAACGAGGUGCCUGACACAUAGUGGCUACUCAACUGGUGAGAGAGAGAGAGAUUUUUUCACCCUUCUUGGCAAUGAUUUCAGGGUACCUCCAUAUCCAUUUAUAUGGAUUAUAAAAUUAAAUCUCAUGAUAUGUUACAGAAUAAUCUGAAAUAAAAAGGAAGGGGCCUCAUAUUAUGUAUUUCAAAUGAAUCCCUAAAACUGAGCCAUACUGUUUCAAGAAUCAUUGCUAUUUACACUGAGCUGAGCUUGAAUUUGCAGACUAGGAAGAAGCACCUCUUUGAAAAAAAAAAGUUGUUUUUUUUUUGGUUAAGUUAUAUAGUUAAGUAAGUAAUUAUUAUUUUACUAAUGCUGUCCUUAGUAUUAACUAAGUAUUUAAAACUAACCAGGUUUUUUUGUUGAAUACUUACCAUAAGGAAAGUAUAAUUGCAGUUUUAUUUAUAAGCAAAUUUUGCAUAAGGAACAAACUAUCUUUUAAGCUAAUCUCAUCAAAGAGCAAGCAAAAUGCAGCAAUUGCUCAUUUUGUUAUUUUUCAAGCCACUUUAAAUUGAGGAGGUUGGAGUACCCCUUGUGGCUCAGUGGUAAUGAACCCAACUAGUAUCCAUGUGGAUGCAGUUCUGAUCCCUGGCCUCACUCAGUGGGUUAAGUAUCCUGCAUCGCCCUGACCUGUGGUAUAGGUUCCAGAUGCAGCUUGGAUCCCGCAUUUCUGUGGCUGUGGCCGUGGCUGCGGCAUAGGCCGGCAGCUGCAGCUCCGAUUGGAUCCCUAGCCUGGAAACUUCCAUAUGUUGCAGGUGUGGCUCUAAAAAAUAAGUAAGUAGGUUAAAACUUCACCUACAUUAAUAUAAAAAGACAUAUAUUUCAAAUGACUUUCAUAAACUUGUCUUUCAAAUUUAUUACAGAUUUCAUAUUUUUAGUGCUUGAUGGCUAAUUACAGGAGUGCACGUGGAAUGAUGGAGACAGUAUGACUUGCUUUCAGUUAUUCACAGGUCCUUUUCCUCGGCAGUAAUUUAGAGAGAGGGUAGCUUCAUGGAAAGAGCUUGCAAUUUGGAGUCAAAACCUGAGUAUGUGGUUCUACCACUUUCUGCCCCUGUGGCCCUAAUUAGGCAAGUUACUUAAGUUAGCGUCCUCCUUAUAAUGCAGGAAUGCCCCUGCGAAAUAAGGAUUAAAUGUGAAGAUGUCUGCCAAGGUGCUUCGUACAUUGUAAAGUGCUAGACAGUUAUGGGAUGCUCUAAAUUUUCAAAGCUCUAGAACAGGGAUCGGUACGCUUUUUCUGUACAGGGCCAGAGAGUCAACAUGUCAGGCUUUGCCAGUCCUACAGUCUCUGCUGCCCCUACUAGCUCUGCUGUUUUUGGUGCCAAAGCAACCAUGGACCAUCUGUGAAUAAAGGCAGUGCCUGAAUUUGGCCCCUGGGCCAUACGUUGUUAACUCUGCUCAGGAUUUUUAGAGAUAUAAGGAAUUUGAGAACUUUCCUAUUGAGGGUUUCUUAGAAAGGAUUUAAGAGUUGGAAUUUAAGAACUUUGCAGGCACUUCUUCCUGGGUUACCAGACCAGCUUUACGGCAUUUCCUAACUGUUUAUCUUGGGCAAAUGAUUUAAGCUUUCUGUGUUUUGACAUUCUCAUGUCUAAUUGGAGGUAAUCAUAUGUAAUUUACGGAGGUGUCGGGCAAGUUAGAAAAGACACUCAAAGUACUCAGGACGGUGUUGGGUACACAGGAGGCAUCUGGAAGAAGCUGGCUGUGAUGAUCACCAGUCUGUUUUACAGAGGAAGGAGCAGAAGUCCAGAUCCAUUUAAGGACUUGUCUAAGGUCACAGUAAUAGUGGCACAAACCCUGCUUGCGCAAGUCACAACCCUGUCAAGCCUCUGUCACUUGAACUGCAACAUGAGGUUGGACAUCUCUUGGGACCUUCUAGUUUUGUUGCCAUCCUUCUGCUAACUGGCACCCUAGGGCUUAAAGAACUAUAUUUACAUCCCUAAGUGUCUUCCUUACAGUCUGGAAAAGACUUAUUCUACACCGCAUUAGUAAACUGGCAGAAAAACCAGGUACCAGAGUUGGAGACUCUGAUUUACCAUAUACAUAUGGUAAUAUAUGUAUAUUAUAUAUAUAUGUCUUUUUUUAGUCCCAUGCUUAAAUAUCAGGGGAACCAAGUUCUUGGUAAUUAGUCUGGUGAAUAAUUGCAUUGAAUACAUUUCAAGUCAUUCUUGGGUGUGUCUCAGGGACUUUUAUGUUACACAUUCUUAUAUUUAUGUGUGCUCGUUCAGGUUAUUUUGACAAAUAAUUAAAGUAAUGAGACAGAAAAUGA